This is a messenger RNA of Pocillopora meandrina, 2619 nucleotides long. NCBI's taxonomy places the organism in Eukaryota, Metazoa, Cnidaria, Anthozoa, Scleractinia, Pocilloporidae. The record is from the annotation of a GenBank genome assembly.
GUGGUUGGAAAUCGAAAUGCCCUGCAUCCAUCCGGAGCAGCCUCGGUAUGAUGAUUUGUGGUGGUUUUUUUCCCUUUUCAUCACAUCAUGUUUGUUAAUCAUUAGAUUAAUUCAUCCAUGAGGAGAGAAAUGUAGUAAUCUGCUACACUUUGUUGUACUUGCUGGCUUGAAGGUGAAAGCUGUCAGUUCUGUCAAUAUCACAAGGAUUUGAGUAGCUUCAGUGGUGGAAGUGGACGAGAAGGAACACAUAGGCAAACAAUUGAGUAAUAUUAAUUUCCUUGUGGCAAGAUGUGGUUAAAUAUAUUGUCGAAAAUGCCCUCAGGUUAACAUCGAAGUUUUUAUCAGUUCACAGAGGGAAGUAAAGUUUUAUUGAGGAAACAACAAGAAGAAGAGAGAAGAGAAGCAAGUCCUAUGGCUUCCGAGGCAACAAAGACGCCGGCAUUGCCUGCGACAAGCGAAAUAGAAGCUGAGAAUGCUACUGAAAUUAGAAGUAAGCUUUCAUAAUAUAAAAUGUAUGUACGUGGUUUAGGUAUGGCUAUUUAGUUUAGUUCAGUCUCGGUAGUUUGUCACAAUACUACUUGUGUUCAGUUUCUAAGUAUUAUCCUUUGGUUCUGCAGGUGCACGUUUUUCUGUAUCGGCAAAGCUUAAUCAAUCACAUAACAGUAAUUUAACUAUCAAAUCUUUCUGGGAGUCUUCGUGGGCGCUUGUCAUCGAUCUUAAAGUGGUUAAUCUGUGUUUUUUAAUUGUCGUAUAACUGGUCUUUUAUUUAACCUUAAAGCUCUAUAUAUUUCAUGAUGUUAGUUUAGUUGUCGAUGUGUGAUUUGGAUGCGAGAUUGUUGCAUUUCCGCGUUGAUAAACUAGAGUAAUAUUUACAAUGUAUAAGGUUAACAUAUGUUCCGCUAUAGUGAUUUUAGAGACUAACAUGACUGGGCAGGUACUAACUCGAACUGGCUCCAUUUACAAUGAGUUUUUUUUUUCUCAAGUUUAUCACGCUGCUCCUUUUCAGUCAGGUCAGGAUGGAAGCAGCAUUGUUUGUAUAGUUAAUCACAUGAUUUCGAGUGCAAUUUGGAAUAAAUAAGGACGAGUAAAUUUUUUUAAAGACUAACAAAAUUGCAGGAGCCCGUAGACUGACAUAUCCAUUAUGUUUGCUGAGUAUUGUGUUAUGCUUCAGUGGUUGACUAUGGCACUUGUAAGAUCUUGUUAUAAAUAUAACCAAGGAGAUGCGUGACGUUUGAAAGAGUUUAGCAAUAUUGAAAUAACAAUUGAAGAUAUGUGAAUUAAAUUUCGGAUAUAACUAAUAUUGAUGAAGCCGCUGGAGACCAGAAAUAUCCAAAAUCAAAAUCAACUCCCAAAAAACAAAGUCGACUAAAGUACAGCCGAGAAUGAAUAACUUAGAGUUAUUUAUUACCAAAAUUAAUUUAGAAAUUUAUGAAAACUGCGUAGAAUUUAUAUAGAGAUCAUAUACUGCUGUUUAAAAUUCACUAUGCUAUACAGAAGCUUAACCCCUCUACGUUAUUAUUGUACAAUUAACACCAGGUAAGUUUUUUACUCCAAGGCAAGAAGAAAACCUCAUUAAAUUUGGACUAAGAUGCCUCACGUAGUCCAAUGUUAAAAACUACAUCCAAUUGAAACGUUGAUUUAGCUAAGAAUCUAAUAUCCUUUUGUGCACACAACGACCCAGGGAUCUCUGUGGUAACAGAACGGCAACUUUCAGACAUAAGUGAUGACGUAGGUACUUGCUGGCGUGAGCUGGGACCAAAGCUUGAUAUCCCUGCAGCAAAGAUCCAAAACCUGGAUAACGAUUAUUGCUGUAGUCGCGACAAAGCAAACGCCUUACUCCUCUUGUGGAAACAGAAAGAAGGGAGAAAUGCAUUGGUAGGGUGUCUGGCGGAUGCUUUAGUAACCAUUGGGAAAAAAUGCAUUGCAGAAAAGCUUCUUGGUAAGUAGGUAUACCUGGUAAGAUGAGUGAGUGGUCUGUGAAGAUUGCUGCCAAAAUGCAUUUACAACCGAAAAGCCGGAUGAAUAACUACACGAUGAAGUCUUGGAAACAGUGGACAUUGUCACAAUAUUUCGCAAUCGACUUCGAUUUCCGUAGUUUCCCUGUCUGAUCUUAACAUAAAGGCGGAAUGUGAUAGUUCUGCCGAUACCCUCCCCCCUUGAGCGUUUGGAGAAGGCUGUUGUGAACAUAUGUUUUUAUAGCACGCGUGGAUCGAAAGUCUUUUACUCGUCCUUAUCUCAACACACCUACUGAUUAAUAAGAGCGCGAUUACUAUUUCGGGGAUUUUGCAGUUCUUGAUAGAGCAAUUGACAACUUGGUGUUGAAAGUGAUUCUGGAUUGUAAUGAUUUUGACGACCUUUACCAAGAAACUCGCACCACUCAAGACUAAAAUCAAACGGGACUUGUAGACCCGUGCUUUAAGUAUUUUGCGUGUUUAUGCUUUGUGCUCUCAUUGGCUCCUGACCACUGAUAUUUGCCUUUGUUCUAAUUGGCAGUUGGUACAACUCUGGGUGUGGUUUUACGAGACUCAAUCUUAAAAGCGCUCUAUAAAUUUUCCAGCGACCCUAUCAUCCGGAUUGUGUGUAAUCAUGAUUGUUGAAAAUUGGUUGUUUAAAGAAAAG